This is a messenger RNA of Salvia miltiorrhiza (redroot sage), 1561 nucleotides long. RefSeq names its product germin-like protein subfamily 1 member 11. The record is from RefSeq and is a predicted model, not a curated record. Gene Ontology annotation, cellular component: cell wall. The transcript has 4 exons. Gene Ontology annotation, molecular function: manganese ion binding. NCBI's taxonomy places the organism in Eukaryota, Viridiplantae, Streptophyta, Magnoliopsida, Lamiales, Lamiaceae. Bases 163 to 846 code for a protein of 227 amino acids.
UACAAUUUAUACCUUUCGCAUUUUCUUCUAAUUUUUGUAAGAAACUAAUUAAGGCAAACAACACAGCAUUCGGCCACCUCAAUAAAAACAGGUUGCUCCCACUCUUACGACCUAAAACAAGCAAUUAAUUCUUUCUCGAUUUGCAUUGAGUAAGAAUUCCAAAUGGCUUCAAAUGCUAUUUUAUUAAUCACAUUAGCCCUCUUGAAUUUCAUUUGCAUCUCCUUCGCCUUCGACCCUCGUCCUCUUCAAGAUUUCUGCGUUGCAGAUCCCCCGGGAAACGCAACAUGCAAGGACCCAAAAGCAGUCACCGCCAACGACUUCUUUUUGAGCGGUCUUGAUCGGCCGGGACCCUUUAAUGCGUACGGCGUCGCCUUCGUCCUAGCCUCGGCAAACACGGUGCCGGGGUUCAACACUCUUGGCCUGACAUUGGGACGUGCGGAGUUUGCGCCUAAUGGAUACUUGCCGCCACACAUUCACCCUACGUCUUCGGAGGUCAUCUAUGUGGCGGAAGGUAUACUCGAGGUCGGAUUCGUAACCACGUACCCACAAUACAAAUAUUACAGCAAAGUUCUGAACAAAGGUGAUGUUUUCAUCAUCCCUGUCGGCCUCCUUCAUAUCCAGCGAAACGUGGCGAGAACAAAGACUGUGAUAUUGGCGGCAUUCAACACCCAGAAUCGCCGCAUUAUUUAUAUCCCCGACUCUGCUUUCGCAGCGAAGCCCGCCAUCAAUAGCCUUUAUCUAGCCGCAGCGUUUAAGCUGAAUGAGAAUACCGUCAAAGACUUGCAGACGAAGCAGUGGGAAGGGAGAUUUUACAGAGCACUGUUGAUCUUGUUCAAAAUACUCUAAAUCUAGAGAUUAUUUAUGGAGACGCAGAUUCAAUAAUGAUAUAUAGUGGACUCGAUGAUAUUGGAAAAGCUUGAUUCAAUAAUGAUAAAAAGUAGAGCAAGCUUCCUAAAGGGCUAUGUUUUUGGGACUGCAUCUUCUGCUUAUCAGGUAACCUUUUCAUUUUGAAAUUAAAGCAUAAAAAAUCAAAAAUUACCGAGGGAAAUCUUCCUCGAUAUUUUAAUAAAAGUGUUCGAAAAUUACCGAGGGAAUUUUCCCUCGGUAAAAUUAAUACUCAGCCGACACUUGACCCGACGUAAAAGUUAGUGAGGGAUAAUUCCCUCGAUAAAUUUACCGAGGGAAAUUUCCCUAGGUAAUAAUUUUACCGACAUUGAAUUUAACGACGGGCUCUUUUAAUCGGUGAUCUCUCGGUAAACAAUAUUACCGAGGGAAAUUAUAUAUUUACUGAGGGAAAUUUCCCUCGGUAAAAAAUUAAUUUUUUGUUGUGUGUGCACCGUUUCCCGGGGGAUCUGCAACGCAGAAGUCUUGAAGAGAGGUGAAAAUGAAAUUAAAGCGGCUAAUGUGAUGAACAAAAUAGCAAUUGAAGCCAUUUGGAAUUCUUAACUUUUUUUAUUUGUUACUAAAUGCAAAUCAAGAAAGCGUGCUUGUUUGAGGUUGUAAGACUUGAAGCAGCCUCUAUUUAUAGAGGUAUGUGUUACAAUAAGAUUGGAACACUGUA